Oppiella nova is the source of this 1401-nucleotide messenger RNA. The record is from the annotation of a GenBank genome assembly. Lineage: Eukaryota; Metazoa; Arthropoda; Arachnida; Sarcoptiformes; Oppiidae.
AUGGAUACCGGUGCCAAUGGACAGACAUUGAGCCCAUGCCUGGGCUCAAGAAUUGUGAGAGUUUGCCAUAAAUUCCGUGAGAAAGGCCUAGAAUUGGAUUCAAUUAGGUAUGAGUUCCACAAAGAAUUCUUGUAUGAAUUGAUUCUCAAGAGGGAGGGCUUCGAGACCAUCGAUGAAGUGGUUGAAUGUCUUACGCGCGAUAAUUAUCCGAUUCGUGUGAUCCGUGACAACCAUCGGAUCAGUCAUGUGUAUUGCGAUCGCAAUCAAUACUAUUACUGGUUAUCAGGGAUUAAAGUCAGUAGAGAUUAUCCACUGAUGGAUAUAUUGUCUGACACUCCCGAUGACGUGAUCUCUUGUGGCCAUAAACUACCUGAGUAUCGAUUCCCAGACAAUGUGGUCAUCAAUGGCAAUAUUAUCAAUGAACUGAACUUCUGUGCCGUGAGACUAAUGCUAAUUAAAGAUCCACAUGAGAUGUAUGUCUACAUCUGCGGCGACGAUCAUCACUACGCUUACCAUCGCUUGAGAACCGAAAUGAGAUGUUAUGAUAACGCGGACAACGACCACAAGUAUCGCAUACCAAGUCUUCUGCUGUUUGAUGGCCUCCUCUGCGCCACAAAAUACUGUAAAAUACUGGAUGAAUGGCACCGAUGUGUCAUCCUAUCGGUCGAUAAGAGCAAUAAUUGUCGACUACUUCUCGUAGACAUCGGGGAUGUGAUCGACGCGAAUGUCAAUGAAAUGCGAUUACUGUUGAAGAGAUUCAGUGAACUGCCGGCGCAGGCAUUGAAAGUCCAGUUGACGGCCGUCCGCCUACAACAACAGCCAGUCGGUGGCGACUCGACCAUAAAGUUGCUGAAGUGGUCGGACUGCGGGGGCACUAACGCCAGUGUGCGGUGGGAGGACGUGCGCAUACAGGAGCCCAUGCGGCUCCGGAACCUAACCAUCGGCGCCUCCUAUACCAUACUCAACGAAGUAAAAGCCGGCUCGACGUCCAAAGUGGAGGUGUGGCGGCUCAUGAAGAUGCUAUUCAUGCCCAUCCAGGUUAAGAUACCCUGCGCUAAUAAGUUUGGUUCAUGCGAUUACGAUAUCUGUCGAGUUGCUGACUACGAUAAUUUCUGCACGUUUUCAAAAACCUUUGGCAACGGCUCGUGUGGCUGUCCGAUGAGCCCCAAGAAAGUGGUCGGUUAUCAUUUCAGAGUUAGGGUACAGGAGCGCAACCCCGCAAAUGAUCUGAAAGGCUGCACAACAGAAUUGGGCGGAUAUCGGAAGACGGGCUGUGAAUGGGUUUCUGGCGUCCGAUUCCAUGAUAGGAACGCCUUCACUGAUAUGAAUGCCAUUCUUAGAGCACAUCUUCCGCAACACAUUCAUCUCAACUUUCCGGCCGAUUAUCUCGUCCCCAUCUGA